Adineta steineri is the source of this 1224-nucleotide messenger RNA. The record is from the annotation of a GenBank genome assembly. NCBI's taxonomy places the organism in Eukaryota, Metazoa, Rotifera, Eurotatoria, Adinetida, Adinetidae.
AUGACUGAAGAUAAUUCAACAUUAUUUGAUCGAUAUGAUAUUCAAAUAUCAAAUACUGAACGACGUAAUUCAAGUAUUGCAAUACAAGAUUGUUAUAUUGUUUAUUUAAUUGAAUGCCGACCAAAAGCAUCAGUUUCAAAUAAUAAAGAUAGUGAAUCAACAUGUGUCUUUCGUCGUUAUUCUGAUUUUGAAACAUUACGCAAUUAUCUUGUUGCAAAAUAUUCUUGGGUUAUUGUACCUGUUUUACCUGAAAAAACAAUUUCGCAUACAUGGUCAAAAUCGCAUCAAGAUCGAACAAGUGUAGAAGUUGUUGAACGACGACGUGUUUUACUUGAACGUUUUCUUCAUCAUCUAUGUGCUCAUCCAACAUUAUCAGCGGAUACAGCUGUUCAAACAUUUCUACUUCAAAAUGAUGGUUGGAAACAAAUUGUAGAUACAAGUCAUGUUCUUAAUAAAUCGGAAUCAUUAAUUCCAUCAUUUAAACUUAAUUUAAUGCAACAUGAAAGAACAAAGGAUAAACGAUUUUCUGAUGCAUAUCAAUAUGCAAUAGAUUUAAAUACUGUUUUAUAUAAUGUUCUUCGAGCACGUGCUAAACUUGCUGAUCGAAUAUUUAUAUUCUAUCAAGCUCAUAAUCAACUCGGUCGAUUAUUUAGUGAAUGGAGUACAACAGAAGAUAAACUUGGUGAUUCAUUACAACGAGCCGGACAUUUUCUUGAUAGUUUUUCUGGUCAAAUCGAAGAAUAUCUACAUGAAGAAGAUGCUUUAAUGGAUUUUCUUAAACAUCAAGCAUCCUAUUGUGAUGUUAUUAAGUCUGUUGUUGAAAAACAUGAACAAUUAGUUGAUGAUAAUUCUAAACAGGAAACAUCACUUGGUACUAAACGUACUCAAAGAGAUGCUUAUGCAAAUGGUAAAAUGAAUUUUUCAGUUAAUUCUCUUAAAUUAAAAUUAUUUGGUGAAAAUGAAGAAACACGUUAUGCCAAAAUUGAAGGCAUGGAUUCAGAUAUCAAUGAUGCUGUUUUACAUUGUCAAAAUGCUGAUAUUCGUGUGAAAGAAUUUAAUAAAAAUGCAAUAAUUGAACUUGAUUUUUAUAAAACAAUGAAAGAAGAACAAAUGCGUGAAAUUCUUCGUUCAUAUUGUCUUCUUCAAGCUCGAAUAGCUAAAGCAGCUUUAAAAAGUUGGACAAAUAUUCGCGAUAGUUUUUCAACUGAACAAGCGCCUUUAUAA